UAGAAAAACCCUGUGUGUUGAACAGUCACAUCAUAAAGUGCGACACGAUGUGGAUCUCUCUUUUGCUGGUCACACAGUGGUUUUCCACAACUCAAGCUGGUGGCUGGUGUGAAAAUGCCAUCGAUAACUGUCAAAAAUAUGGUGAUGAUGAGCCCUGGACGAGAUGUUAUGAGGACAGCAUUGGGAGCUGUACCCUGAGAUCCCGUGUCAAGACAGACUUCGUUGUUCUGCUGGUGAACUCGUCUCAAGAGGCAGAAGUAAGUCCCACUGGUGAUCACAGGGUUUACAUCCCAUCUUCAGCUCUCAAGAGAAGCACAAGAGCUAGGUCAACAGCGAUGGUACGACUGGUGGUCACUGUGAUCAACAGCACUUAUUUCGAGAGAAAAGGACAUGCGAGUCAGUUCAUACCAGACCAGCCUGUCAGCCUGAAUGGCAUUGUAAUGGGGGGUUGGGUUCUGGUUGUGAAGGCAGGGCACUCUCCUGUCCAGAACCUUCCAGAGCCCAUCAAAUUAACCUUCAAACACAACAAACAGGUGGAAAAUGGACAAUGUGUGUUUUGGAAGGAUUUGGAGGAUGACAAAGGAACAGCUGACUGGAGCAAGGAUGGCUGUGAAACCUGGAAUAACGGAGCUGAAUUUAUUUGCAGCUGCAACCACCUGAGCUUCUUUGCCGUGCUUGUGAACCCUGAAAUAUCAGUGGAUGAAAGUGAGGCUAUGAACCUUAGCUACAUAACCUACUCUGGAUCAGCACUCUCCAUCUUCUUGUUGAUUAUCAGCUUGAUCAUCUACAUAUACCUACAACGACGACGUCCAGAGAAAGCCAUCAGUGUGCAUUUGCAACUGACGGGAGCGCUGCUGUGCCUCCACCUCAGCUUCCUGCUGUGCAGCUUCUGGGUGUGGCAGCUGAAGGAUAAUGAAGAAGAUUGGGUUUGCCAAGGUCUUGGUCUCUUGUUACACUGGUCCCUGCAGGCCACCUUCAGUUGGACAGCUCUGGAAGGAUUCCACCUCUACCUUCUCCUAGUGCGAGUCUUUAACAUCUAUGUCAGGAGAUACCUGCUCAAACUCAGUCUGGUGGGAUGGGGUCUUCCAACAAUGAUUGCAGUGGUUUGUGGGAUUUUGGGUGUUUAUGGCAAAUACAGUCUGCCGUCGAAGGAUGCCAACGUCACCAGUUCAACAAUGCAGAUGUGCUGGAUAAGCAGCCAAUCCCAACAAAGGCUUUUGAUCAGCUACAUCACAACUGUGGCUUUCCCAUGCCUGGUGAUCCUGUGUAAUUCCUGCAUGCUAGGGCUGGUGGUGUUUAAGCUCUGGCAGGUGCGAGCAGGUAGUGGAGGCACUGGAAGCAGCAAUAGCUGGAAGAAAAUGAACAAAGAGAAAGGGAUCAAGUUAUGGAAGGACUGUGCCACUGUGCUGGGACUCAGCUGUAUGCUGGGUUUACCCUGGGUGCUAUUGAGCACCACCUACAUCUCCAUCCUUGGGAUCUACAUAUUCACCAUACUUAACUCCCUGCAGGGUUUAUUUAUGUUCCUGUGGUCCGUGGCUUUGAUCUACAAGUCUCGAUCUGACAAUAACUCCUUAACCAGAGACCCCUCCUCUCAGAAAGUGAUGACUACAAGUUUCAAUAACUGAUAUUCAUCCCUGAAACUAUUAUCCAUUACCUAUAUUAGGUAUUUACUGGACUUUGAACUCGAGUCAGUUUUUAGAUGAUAACUAACGAUACCCUCAUCAGCUGAUGUCUUGCAACUUCCUCAAAGAAAGAUUGCAUGGGCAAACAUGAACAGUAACCCUUUUUUAAGUAUUUAUUGUCAUUAUGAUUCUCGCGGUGACAGGAUCAUUAUGGACAGGAAAAGAUUAUCAGUGUUGAAUCACUGAAAAAGAAAAAGAAAAAAAACUUUGUGUCCUUUGAGCAUAAUAAUACAUGUCAUGAUAAGGAGGACAACAUCAGCUCCAUACACUUCAAGACACAGUGGUUUGCACGUAUUUGUCACAUUUGUUGCAGAAACUGUAC
This is a messenger RNA of Plectropomus leopardus (leopard coralgrouper), 2004 nucleotides long. RefSeq names its product adhesion G protein-coupled receptor G3 (gene adgrg3). Gene Ontology annotation, cellular component: plasma membrane. Gene Ontology annotation, biological process: cell surface receptor signaling pathway; adenylate cyclase-activating G protein-coupled receptor signaling pathway. The record is from RefSeq and is a predicted model, not a curated record. Gene Ontology annotation, molecular function: G protein-coupled receptor activity. NCBI's taxonomy places the organism in Eukaryota, Metazoa, Chordata, Actinopteri, Perciformes, Serranidae.